Messenger RNA from Phragmites australis (common reed), 4878 nucleotides. RefSeq names its product serine/threonine-protein kinase VPS15-like. Lineage: Eukaryota; Viridiplantae; Streptophyta; Magnoliopsida; Poales; Poaceae. Gene Ontology annotation, molecular function: ATP binding; protein binding; protein serine/threonine kinase activity. Gene Ontology annotation, cellular component: phosphatidylinositol 3-kinase complex, class III, type II; phosphatidylinositol 3-kinase complex, class III, type I; nucleus-vacuole junction. The coding region runs from base 173 to 4582 and encodes 1469 amino acids. Gene Ontology annotation, biological process: protein targeting to vacuole; protein phosphorylation; macroautophagy. The transcript is spliced from 13 exons. The record is from RefSeq and is a predicted model, not a curated record.
ACACCACACCGGCCUCGACCAACUCGAUCGCACAUUACCCGAUCGCCUCCGCCCCACGCCACGCUGCGCCACGACGCACCUCACAAAGCGAGAAGCGAAGCAAGCCCCAGACUCCGGCGAGCCGCGGCCCCGACGGCGCGGAGGGAGGAGGAGGGCGGCGGCGGAGGCCGCGAUGGGGAAUAAGAUCGCGCGGACGACGCAGGCGUCGGCGACGGAGUACUACCUCCACGACCUCCCGUCCACCUACAACCUUGUGCUCCUCGAUGUCGUCAGCCGCGGCCGCUUCCUCAAGUCCGUCCGCUGCAAGCACGACGAGGGGCUCCUCCUCGUCAAGGUCUACUUCAAGCGCGCCGGCGAGCCAAUCGACCUCAAGGAGCAUGAGCGGAGGCUAGAGCGGAUCAGGAACGCGUUCAAGGGGAUUGAGGGGUCUCACGUCUGGCCCUUCCAGGUUUGGUUACAAACAGAUAAGGCGGCAUAUCUCCUGAGGCAGUACUUCCACAACAACCUGCACGAUCGACUAAGCACACGCCCUUUCCUCAGUCAGAUUGUGAAGAAAUGGCUUGCUUUCCAGUUAAUCCAUGCCGUGGAGCAGAGCCAUAGUAAGGGAGUUUGCCAUGGUGACAUAAAAUGUGAAAAUGUACUCGUUACAUCUUGGAAUUGGUUAUAUCUUGCGGACUUUGCAUCUUUCAAACCGACUUACAUCCCGGAUGAUGAUCCGUCUGAUUUUUCAUUCUACUUUGACACUGGAGGAAGGCGAAGAUGCUAUCUGGCGCCCGAAAGAUUCUACGAGCAUGGUAGUGAGGCCCAAGUUGCAGCUGAUGCACCUCUGCAGCCAUCUAUGGAUAUAUUUUCUCUCGGGUGUGUUCUCGCUGAACUUUUCCUAGAAGGUCAGCCACUAUUUGAGCUUUCACAACUUUUGGCUUAUCGGCGUGGUCAGUAUGACCCCAUGCAUACCCUAGAAAAGAUACAAGAUUCUGGUAUUCGUGACAUGAUACUUCACAUGACCCAAUUGGACCCAAAAGAAAGGCUGUCAUGUAGAAGCUAUCUGCAAAAAUAUGAAUCUGUUGUAUUCCCGAUUUAUUUUUCAAAUUUUUUGCACAAGUUCUUCUCGGAUAUUGUUCCACUUGACUCAGAUACCAGGGUCGAGAAGACACAAGAAAAUUUUGAAAAGAUACAUGAAAUAAUGAUGAGUGGCUCAGCAAUUGAACAAAUUGUGGGAUCUACUUUGUGUGAGAAUAAGGAACUAUCUGAGGAAAAAGGCAUCAGACGGCAAAUGACAAACUCACCAGGAGAUUCUGCGAAAAACACAUAUGUAGUUAAGAAAAAUAUUCCUAUAGACCAUCAACAGAUUGUUGGAGAUCUCAAUUUCCUCCUCAAAGAAGUGGAGCACAGGAGCAACCACACAUGCACAAAGGUAACACAGGGCAUGGACCAUUUUGUUGCUUCAAGCAAUUCCUGUGCAAGUGUUAUUCAAGCAGGAAGACAAAUUGGAAGUGGUUUGAUGGGCCAGAACAAUGCUGUAUCCUAUGUGCAGAAGAUCUCAAAGAGUAAUUUACGCUCCUUAGUGGCUGGUUAUGAUGGCCAAUCCGAUACCUAUAGCUUUGACAUUUUUCAACAGAUAGGCUCCAAGGUGACCUGUGAAGGCAUGGUCUUGCUUGCCUCAUUACUCUGUUCAUGCAUACGCAGUGUGAAAAAACCAGAGCUUAGAAGGACCAGUCUCAUUCUUCUGAAGUUUUCUUCCACAUACAUAGAUGAUGAUAGUCGCUUACAGCUAGUGGUUCCCUAUGUGAUUGCAAUGCUUUCAGAUCCAGCUGCCAUUGUUCGCUGCGCUGCUUUGGAAACCUUAUGUGAUGUUCUCUGUCUUGUUCAAGACUUUCCUAUCAGUGAUGCAGUGAUAUUCCUGGAGUACAUCCUCCCAAUGCUCUCUUUGCUCCCUGAUGAUGCGGAGGAGAGUGUUAGAGUUUGCUAUGCUAGCAACAUUCAUAAGCUGGCUUUAACAGCUUAUAGAUUCCUACUCCGUUCUUGUAGCAUGACUGAUAUUGGUCCUCUAGAUGAAUCAGUGGUAGCUCUCAGAUCACAGUCCACUGAAUCACCAGUGAAGAAGCAAGAUAAAAUUGAUGGUCAACUUGCAGAUCUUAGGAAAUCUAUUUAUGAAAUAGUACAAGAGUUGGUAAUGGGGCAAAAGCAGACACCUAAUGUCCGUAGAGCUCUUCUACAGGAUAUUGGUUAUUUGUGUUACUUCUUUGGGCACAAACAAAGUAAUGAUUUUCUUCUUCCUAUACUUCCAGCAUUUCUAAAUGACCGUGAUGAGCAGCUCCGUGCAGUUUUCUUUGGUCAGAUCGUCUUUGUUUGCUAUUUUAUUGGUUCAAGAAGUGUUGAGGAAUAUCUUUUGCCAUAUCUUGAACAGGCACUAAGUGAUGCUAUGGAGGCUGUGCUUGUAAAUGCACUUGAUUGCUUGACCAUGAUGUGCAAAAGUGGUUAUUUGAGGAAAAGAGUCAUUGUUGGCCUAUUUGGAAAGGCUCUUCCCCUGCUCUGUUAUCCGAUCAAUUGGGUUAAACGGUCUGCUGUAAGACUUGUUGCUGCUUGCAGCGAAAGCUUAGGGUCUGUAGAUACUUAUGUAUAUCUUUCUCCACACCUAAGGCAUUUCCUACACAGGGAACCACCUUCAUUGACCUCUGAAACUGCUCUUCUUUCAUGUCUUAAGCCUCCAGUCUCAAAAUCAGUCUUAUACCAAGCUUUAGAGGAUUCUCAGGAUAUGGGAGACAUUUUACUGAAGAAUGGUGGCAAAAAAGAACUGACAGUUCAUGGUGUAAGAUACCCUGCUACAGUACAAAGUAGAUCCUCAACCAUUCUUGAAGAUGCUGCAAGAUUGAGAAGCCCUAAUAUUUCCAGCAACAUGUCUUUGGACAUCAAAGAUUCAGUUUCUUCUGAUAAAUCAUUAUAUUCUGGCUUUGCAUUGCAUGCAUCUGCUGGGAAUAGUUCCUUUUAUGAUGGCUUGUCUAAAGGAAUACCAUCUUACUCUGUUUUUACUGAUAAGCGUGGUUUAGGAGAAACACACAUGGUCCCUGAUUCGUCGGUGUACAAAGCUUCAAUAAGGCUACCUUGGUUGGAACCCAACCGUCCAGGCGUGCAGACUAGAGAUGAUCAUUUCAGUAGCAAGCGCCGAGAUUUAAGCAUCAAUGACUCUAUGAAGAGCAGCUCCUCUUUGCCAGAGGAUAGCAUUUCAAACUCUGAUACUCCAGGAUUGCCGUCGUUCACCAGAUCAGGAGUGGCCCUGGAGACUGGAUGGAGGCCACGUGGAGUUUUAGUGGCACAUCUACAGGAACAUCGCUUGUCUGUCAAUGAUAUAGCCGUAUCGAAUGACAAUACCUUUUUUGUGACUGCUUCGGAUGAUUCAAGUAUCAAGAUAUGGGAUUCAAGAAAGUUGGAAAAGGACAUUGCCUUCAGAUCUAGGCUAACAUAUAGCCUGGGUAGUAGCCGAGCUCUAUGUACGGAAAUGCUUCAUGGCACUUCUCAGGUUGCUGUUGGUGCCAGUGAUGGUACAUUACACUUGUUUUCUGUUGAUUGUGCACGCGGCGUUGGGAGUGUUGUGGAGAGGUAUUCUGGCAUUGUUGAUGUAAAAAGGAAAGAUAUGAAAGAAGGUGCAAUUCUCAGUGUUGUAAAUUGUUCAUCUGACAGUUUUAGCCCAACCGUCCUUUUCAGCACAGAACAUUGUGGCAUCCAUAAAUGGGAUACACGGACCAACUCAGAAUCUUGGUCAUUUAAAUCCUCACCAGGUCAGGGCUAUAUAUCAGCACUUGUAGUGGGUCAGUGUGGAAACUGGUUCAUCUCAGGUUCUUCAAGAGGUGUUCUUACAUUGUGGGAUAACAGGUUUUUGCUGCCUGUUAACUCAUGGAACUACUCCACUGUCAGCCCUAUAGAGAAAUUGUGCUUGCUUAUACCACCACCGAAUUCAAUAUCUUCUUCUGGAAGGCCAUUGGUUUUUGUUGCCGCAGGCUGCAACGAAGUUUCCCUAUGGAAUGCUGAGAAUGGUAGUUGUCACCAGAUGUUUAGAACGGCGAGCACAGAGAAUGAAGGUGUGAUGCCAAAGGCACCUUCAAGACCUCUUAACAAGUCAAGUACCAAAGAUGCGAGACGAACAGGAAAUUAUAAGUACAGAAUCGAUGAAUUGAAUGACCCACCUGCACGUCGUCCUGGCAUCCGCUCUUUGCUUCCCUUACCAGGUGGCGACCUAUUGACUGGAGGAACAGACUUGAAGAUUCGUUACUGGGACCAGGCCAGACCUGAGCAAAGCUUCUGUAUUGCUGGUCCCUUGGAAAAAGAAAUUGAUCCCUCAGCAAAAGGAGUUGGAAACGGCGAGUGUUAUGAUAUAAGAUCCAGUUUUGGAGUACAAGUUGUGCAGGAAAUAUGCAAAAAGCCUACCUCGGCUUCUGGGUUAACGCACAAGACUCGGCUCGCGAUGGCCGCUGCAGAUUCCGCCGGGUGCCACCGUGACGCUAUACUCGCGCUGGCGUCCUUCAACUUGUCGAGCCAAAGGUUGAUAUCAGCCAGCAGAGACGGUGCCAUCAAGGUGUGGAAAUAGCUGCUCCAGCAAUGGCUGUAUUACUGGGCGGCUGGAUCCAACAAUACCUAUACGCCAACCAGUAUUCAGAAAUCCAGGUUAACAAUAUGUUCUACCCUACUCUACUAUGCAUAAUUGUAUGUACUGUACAGUAGGAUUUCCAUAGAAAAGAAUCGUGUAGACAUUCCAGAAUCCAGCUGAUGGUGUAUGACGUAGUUUUUACUUUUUUCUGAUGGGACCCUUGCCAGAAAUACAGGAGGAGCUUGCACUCAAAAAGAGAGCCUGUGUAGCUGUGUAGAGUGCGCCUUUCUCAGUCA